CUUUAGAGGCUGGAAAACUAUUUAAGAGUGGGAGAGAAGUGAGCUAAAAACCGAAAAAGAGGCGCCUUUGCUUCGUCCUUACUUUAUCACACUCUUUCCUUGUGCUGCAUUAUCUCUUUGGUUGUUGUGAGUAUCAAUGGCUGGAUUGAAGGUGGUGUUUGUUGUUUUGGCCAUCAGUUUCAGCCUUGGAGGGAACUGGGUCGGAGCUCAAGUCCACCAUGUUGUCGGAGGAGAUCGUGGCUGGGAUCCGGCUAAUUCCGAUCUCACUUCUUGGUCCUCCAGCAAAAGCUUUAUGGUCGGAGACACACUCUGGUUUGCAUACUCUGCAGCACAUGGGUUCAUAGCAGAAGUGAAAAGCAAGGAGGAAUUCGAAUCCUGUGAUGUGAGCAAUCCGAUCAGAAUGUUCACAGAUGGCUUGGAUAGCACCCCAAUGGACAAGGAAGGACUCCGCUACUUCACAAGCAGUAACCCUGAGAGCUGCAAGAAUGGCCUCAAGUUACACGUUCAAGUUGUGCCUCAUCAGGAUCGAUCUCAAACUGUAAUGCCGAUAGUGGCGACAUCCGAGAUCUCUGCAUUGGCUGCAGCUGAAGGGCCAACUACUCCUUCUGGUUCAGCUCAUCUCAGUUCAAGUCUCAUUUUGUUGUCAUUUGGGUUUGCCUUGCUAUGUUAUGUAAUGAUGAAACAGCAGUAGUGGUUGCUGUGUUUGGAUGUAGACGGACUAGGAGGGCCUAGUUUUUUCAAUAUAAGAGAGAGAUGUGGUCAAGUUUGCUAUCUUUCCCAAUUGUGUAACAUUUCAAGGACUUAUAUGAACUUCACAUUUGCUG
Molecule: messenger RNA, 824 nt
Organism: Rosa rugosa (rugosa rose)
Lineage: Eukaryota; Viridiplantae; Streptophyta; Magnoliopsida; Rosales; Rosaceae
Product: mavicyanin-like
Exons: 2
Coding region: 137-691 (184 amino acids)
Cellular component (GO): plasma membrane
Molecular function (GO): electron transfer activity
Source: RefSeq, a predicted model, not a curated record